Molecule: messenger RNA, 1417 nt
Organism: Pseudomyrmex gracilis
Lineage: Eukaryota; Metazoa; Arthropoda; Insecta; Hymenoptera; Formicidae
Gene: RfC38
Product: replication factor C subunit 3
Exons: 5
Coding region: 267-1331 (354 amino acids)
Biological process (GO): DNA repair; DNA-templated DNA replication
Cellular component (GO): nucleus; DNA replication factor C complex
Molecular function (GO): DNA clamp loader activity; DNA binding
Source: RefSeq, a predicted model, not a curated record
AGAAAAAUUAAUUUCCCAUUCUGAAAAAAAAGCGGAUCAACAUUUUUGGUGAAUUUUUCCUGAUCAUAUCCAGUCCUAUGUGUUUGUUUUUCAAAACUCAUUGCCACACAGUACCGAAAAUCCAUAGUUCACGUUACGUAAGUAUAGAUUGUCAGUGCUGACGGUGAAGUUUGACAGGGGGAUUUGUUUUGUUUCGCGGUAACCGGCGCGUGGCGGUACUUUGAAGUAAGUCUCGGCAGCUGUAAUUGUCAAUUUGCUUAGACGAGAUGAGUUUGUGGGUCGACAGAUAUCGUCCAACGACACUUGACAAGUUGGAUUAUCAUCUCCAACAAGCGGAGGAUCUGAAAAACAUGGUACAAAAACGAGAUUUUCCACAUUUGUUAAUACACGGUCCUCCCGGUGCGGGAAAGAAAACACGAAUACUGUGUAUUCUAAAGGAGCUUUACGGGAACGCGGCUGAGAGAUUGAAAGUGGAAAACAUGCAAUUUGAGACAGCAUCUAAAAAGAAGUUAGAAAUAAUGACAAUCUGUAGUAAUUAUCACACAGAAGUAAAUCCCAGUGAUGCGGGGAUACAUGAUAGAAUUGUUGUUAUGGAGUUGAUAAAAGCCACUGCUCAGACGCAUCACAUAGAUGUCGGUCAAAAGAACUUCAAAGUGGUGGUGCUGUCGAACGUCGAUCAGCUCACGAGAGAUGCGCAGCACGCGCUUCGUAGAACAAUGGAGAAGUACAUCAAUUCCUGCCGAUUGAUCCUUUGCGCGAAUUCGACGUCGAGAGUGUUGCCCGCGAUUCGAUCGCGAUGCGUGCGAAUCCGAGUUCCCGCGCCAACCGCCAGCGAGAUAAAAGCUAUCUUACAAUCGAUUUCAAAACGCGAGGGGCUCACUCUGCCCGAUGAAUUAGCCAGUCGUAUAAUCGAGGCCAGCAACAGGAAUCUGAGACGAGCGAUACUAAUGCUGGAAGCUUGUAAAGUCGAGCAAUAUCCGUUCACUGCCGAUCAAAAAGUGACGGAACCCGAUUGGCAAGUGUACAUACGAAACACGGCCGUAAUGAUGAUCUCGGAGCAAUCCGCCAAGGUACUUCUGAAUGCGCGCAAUCGGUUCUACGAUCUGCUCACGCGAUCGAUACCGUGCGACGUGAUAUUCCGGGGUUUGGUGCAGGAAUGCAUAAAAAAUUGCGACGAUCAGUUGAAGAGAGAAAUUAUCGACGUUGCGUCCGAGUAUCAGCACAGAAUGAUACGCGGCUCGAAACCUAUUUUUCACUUAGAGGCUUUCGCCGCGCGAUACAUGGUGAUUUGUAAGAAGUAUCUCGAAUCGUCCUUGGAAGGUUUCAUAUGAAACAAGAGCAUUUAAUUUAAUUGUAUUUACACAUAUUAUUUCUUAUAUUUUUAAACAACGAUACAGUGAUUGUAAUAAAUUAAGUA